AUGUCAGAUAUUCCGCGAUUAAUUAAACACUGUUUAAAUCCUGAAUGGGUUAAACUUCAAUUUAAAAAUGAAGAUUGUGAAUUAUUAAAUGAAUAUGAAAGCCAAAAUAAGCUAAUGAGGUAUAAAUAUAAUGAUAAAGAAUAUUUAAUUUCAUGGAAUCAAUGGAGUCAUAAUCAAAGACCUCAUAAACGAGAAGAAGAAAUUGAAAAUAAUGAAAUGGAAAUCAUUGAUGACAUUAAAGAGGAUGGAAUUCCUAAAUUUUGUAGAAAAACCUUUAGAACUAAGUUAGGAGCAUAUAAACGUAGAGUAUUAAAUCCUGAAUAUCUUAAACAUCAAUUUAAAAAGGAAGACUGUGAAUUAUUAAACGUUAAUGAAUAUGAAAAUGCUAAAUCAAAACUGAGAUAUAAAUAUAUUGGAAGUGAUGAAAGGUGUAAAGAUAAAGAUAAAGUUUAUUCAGUUUCAUAUAAUAACUGGCACACGUUAGGGAUAAGGAAACAUUUAGGAGAUUAUGGUAAAAGUUCCGAAUUCUUCAAAUCUAGUAUAUACGAGAGAGAAGAAGAAAUUGAAAAUAAUGAUUAUUUGAAUUUAUGA
Trichomonas vaginalis G3 is the source of this 591-nucleotide messenger RNA. RefSeq lists its product as uncharacterized. The record is from RefSeq and is a predicted model, not a curated record. The coding region runs from base 1 to 591 and encodes 196 amino acids. The transcript has a single exon. NCBI's taxonomy places the organism in Eukaryota, Parabasalia, Trichomonadida, Trichomonadidae.